AUGCAGAGGCUUCGUCUGCACCUCUUGCUGCUGCUGCUGCUCUCACUGCCGUUGCUACGGCUUACACCGCAUGCUGCUGCUGCUGCUCCUUCUACUACUGCAUGCGGGUCCCCCCUCAGCUGCUGGAGAACCAGCAGCAGCAGCAGCAGCAGCAGCAACAGCAGCCACCAGAGUUUGCCUCCGUCUGCUGCUCUGAGCACUGGACCCACUCCUGCAUUUGUUGCAUCAAGGGGGCCCCCUGGGGGCCCCCGCCCCUCUCCGUUGUCUGCAGCCCGCCGGCCGCGAGUUAGCUCACAGGGCCCCACUGCAGCACGUCAGCAGCAGAAGCAACGCCAGCAGCGGCGUCAGCAGCAGCAGCAUCCACAGCAGCAGCAGCGGCGCCAGCAGCAGCAGCAGCAGCGGCAGCGGGGAGGAGCAGCAGAGCCAUAUGAUGCAGGGAUACAAGAGGGUGAGGCAGAGACCCCAACAAACUCACUCAGGGGCCUCCUCACCUCGCUGGGGGGCCCCCAGGGUCUGCUGCCGUUUGGGGGCCCCCAGGGGCCCCACUCUAAACCCAUACUGGGCGUCCCCAUUGCUGCUGCUAUCUCUAACAGCAACAGCAGCAGCAGCAGCAGCAGCAGCAAGCUGCAGCAAAUCCUCAAGUCAGGCGACUACAGCCGCCUCAGGCCAUCGUUCUUGGGGUCAUUCUUGCUGCCUACAAACCCCAGCGAGCAGCAGCAGCAGCAGCAGCAGCAGCAAACCAGUGGCGAAGCAGCCCGUGAGUCUUUUGCCCCCCACGGCGUUCCUGCUGCUGCUGCUGCUGCUGCUGCUGCUGCUGCUGAGGAAGACGAGGAGGCCGUAUCUGCUGCAGCUGAUGCACCCCGCAGCACGCUACGAGAGCGGCUGCUGCAGCAGCUGCUGAAGGGUCUGCUGCAGCAGCAGCAGCUCCCGGAGAUUGCUGUUGCUGGGCGCAGCAACUCGGGAAAAUCUUCGCUUAUAAAUGCCUUCUUUAAGCUCUGCAGCAGCAGCAGCAGCAGCAGAAGCAGCAGCAGCAGCAGCAGCAGCAGCAAACUGCCGCAUGCCCGUUCUUCUCGCACCCCUGGCCGCACCCAGGCCAUUGAUUUCUAUUUGUUCAGUGUUGCUGCAGCACCCGGACAGCAGCAACAGCAGCAGCAGAAGCAGCAGCAGCAGCAGCAGCAGCGGCAGCAGCAGCUGCUGCAGCGGGGGGCUCUUGUGCUUGCAGACCUUCCCGGCUAUGGGUAUACAGAGGGCAUCACCCCAGACAGGACGCGGCAGAUAUCACGCACAUUGGAGGUGUACAUACAGCGCAACCAGCAGCAGCAGCAGCAGCAGCAGCAGCAGCAGCAGGUGCUGCAGCAGGUGCUGCUGCUUGUAGAUGGUAGGAGAGGCAUAGGGGCCCACGAUGCUGCGCUGCUGCGGCUGCUGCAGCAGCAAAAAAUCCCCACAGCCAUUGCAAUCACCAAGGAAGACAGGCUGAGCGCCGCAGAGCUAGUGGACUUGGUGGAGAAUCUAUCGGAUUUUGAGCAGCUGGUGCUGCCGCCCCAUUUGCUGCAGCUGCGGCUGAAGCUGCUGCUGGAGCAGCAGAAACGCAGCAGCAGCAGAACCAAAGAGGACAGGGAGGAGAACACAGACUGCAGCAGCAGCAGCAGCAGCAGCAGCAGCAGCAAUGCAUCGGGGGGCCUGUUCUUCAACAGCUUUCAAAGGCCCCUUGUCUCAGAGACCUCGCCUCUAGCACAGCAGCAGCAGCAGCAGCAGCAGCAGCAGCAACAGCAGCACAAGUCGAAGCAGCAAGUUCCUGUCUUCCUCGUUUCAGCCCGCACAGGCUCCGGCAUAAAGCAGCUGUGGCAGCACGUCUUAAGGACAGCAGCAAAAGGUCCCCCCACUGCAAACUCAGCAGCAGCAGCAGCAGCAACAGCAGGUGCAGCAGCAGCCGGUGCAGCAGCAGCAGGUGAAGCAAAAGCAGCAGCAGCAGCAGCAGAACAGGCCCCCUCUACACCGAAACAACGCACAUAUAAGUCGAGGCGAAUGGCCUUGCUAUUGGCAGGCCCCCAGGAUAUGCCAGAUGAUUGCUUCUAG
Molecule: messenger RNA, 2076 nt
Organism: Eimeria mitis
Lineage: Eukaryota; Apicomplexa; Conoidasida; Eucoccidiorida; Eimeriidae
Exons: 2
Coding region: 1-2076 (691 amino acids)
Molecular function (GO): GTPase activity; GTP binding
Source: RefSeq, a predicted model, not a curated record